Molecule: messenger RNA, 3278 nt
Organism: Mobula hypostoma (lesser devil ray)
Lineage: Eukaryota; Metazoa; Chordata; Chondrichthyes; Myliobatiformes; Myliobatidae
Product: bone morphogenetic protein 2-like
Exons: 2
Coding region: 64-1179 (371 amino acids)
Cellular component (GO): extracellular region
Molecular function (GO): cytokine activity; growth factor activity
Source: RefSeq, a predicted model, not a curated record
AGCAGCCAGAGUGAACACUAAUCUCAUCGUUUGCUGUGGCAGCAUUUUCCAGACAGUGAUCCCAUGGAACUGCACAGAUAUUAUUCCAUAUAUCUUUAUAUUUAUUUGGCAUUGAUGUGCAACACGAGUGGUGAGCUGAAACCUCAAUCCAGUCUCCGGCAGAAACGUGAGACACAAAUUCAGAUUGAAGCAAUUAAGAAAGCAAUCAUGGAACAACUAGGAUUGGAAAAACCUCUUAAGCCCAGAAUUAAUAUUUCUAGAACAGAGGAGGAGAAAAUGUAUAAACUUUAUCUGCAGCGUGUGCGGAAAUCCAACCAAUAUAUUAGUUUGUUGAACAAGAAGUCCACCAGAAUGGAUUCUGUCAGCUCAGUUAUUGUAAAGGGAACAAGUGAUAUGAGCAACAACAAACAACAACUGUACUUUAAUGUUUCCAAUGUCAAGAACAUACUUGUCUUUCCUAAAGUAAAGGUCUUGAGAAGUGAACUUAGAUUCUACAAGCGCAAAUGUCAGAAUGGAAAUUUACAUCAGAAAAUGACGGAUGAAAACCCACAGCUCGUAAAAGUCUACAACUUAUUCAAGCCAGCAACUAAUAAGGCAGAGAUACAGCCUCAUUUUCUUGGUUCUAAAGUCCUUACAUCCAAUUUUGAAAAAGUUGAAACAUCUGACAUUCAAAAAACUGUUGAACAUUGGAUAAAUUAUCCGCAGGAAAAUUAUGGUAUUGAAUUAGAGCUGCUUCCGUGGUUGUCCAGUCAAAAGCAUGAUUCUGAAGACAAAGUGUCUCUUGAAGUAGAACUGAAAAUAGAAGUGCAAACAAAUGUUAAAGAAAUCCGGACACGUCGUGAAAGCUACACUGAGGACUGCCAGAGAAGCCAGAUACGUUGUUGUAGGCGAUCGCUACAUGUGUCUUUUGAAGAGAUUGGAUGGUCAGGUUGGAUCAGAGCCCCACUAAGUUACAAUGCCUUUUAUUGUGAUGGGACAUGUCCAGUAAAGUACAAACUGGCCACAAUGCAUACACUUAUCAAAUCAAAGAUGCAUCAACUUUCUAAUGGAGCUAUUCCAGCCCCCUGCUGUGUUCCUGCAUCCUAUGAGCCAUUAACUUUGCUCCACUUUAACAGUAAUGACAAAUUAGUACUGACAGCAUUUGAUAACAUGAUUGUCUCCAAAUGCCACUGUUCUUAAUUUUAUGAAAUUUCAAAUUUAGGUAUUUAUUGGAAGAAUAUUUAUUGAUAUUUAUGUGUUAUACCUACUUAGGUUAAAUAUUAUUAUCCUGGUAAUUAUUAUAUUAAUCCCUUCUAAUAACAGUUCAUUUUAAUCAACAUCAGAUUAAAAUAAGUAUUACAUGGAUAUGUCUUUCUGUAUUUUUUUGUUCUCUAUUAAAAUGUAAUGUCUGAAGAUCCACAUUCACAUUGGUGGUUGAUAGUGAAUUGAAGCUUACACAAAUUUCAAUGAAAAUCUUAGAGUCAUGGAAAAGUACGGCACAUAUAGUCUAUGCCAAGCCAUUUAAACUGCCUACCCUUGUCGACCUGCACCAGGACCAUAGACCUCCAUACGCCUACCAUCCAUGUACCUAUCCAAACUUCUCUUAAAUGGUGAAAUCGAGCUUGCAUGCAUCACUUGCACUGGCAGUUCAUUUCACACUCUUAUGACUCACUGAAUGAAGCAGAUUUCCCUCAUGUUCCCCCUAAACUUUUCACCUUUCACCCUUAACCCACAACCUCUGGUUGUAGUCCCAGCUAACCCCAGUGGAAAAAGCCGUCUUGCAUUUACCCUAUUUUAUACCCCUCAUAAUUUUAUAUACUUCCAUCAAAUCUCCUCUCAAUUUUCUACAUUCCAAGGAAUAAAAUUUAUUCAAUCUUUCUAUAUACCCCAAGUUCUCUGGACUGGGCAACAUCCUAGUAAAUUUUCUCUGCACUCUUUCAACCUUAUUUACAUCUUUUCUGUAGGUAGGUGAUGAAAAACUGCACAAAAUACUCUAAAUUAGGCAUCACCAAUGUCCUAUACAGCUUCAACAUAACAUCCCAUUUUCUGUACUCAAUACUUGUGUACAAAAGUAUCUUUAUGACCAUAUCUACCUGUGACACUACUUUCAAUGAAUUAUGGACCUGUAUUCCCAGAUCUCUUUGUUCUACCGCACUCCUCAGUGCCCUACCGUUCACUGUGUAAGACCUACCCUGGUUGGUCCUACCAAAGUGCAACAUCUUGUACUUGUCUGCAUUAAAUAACAUCUGCCAUUUUUUCAGCCCAUUGUUCCAGUUGGUACAGAUUCUGAAGUGGAUAGUCUUCAUCACUGACCAUAAUCUUGGUGUCAUCCACAAGUUUUGCUGAUCCAUUUAACCACUUUAUCAUCCAGAUUGUUGAUAUGGAUGACAAACAACAAUGGACCCAGCACCGAUCCCUGUGGCACUCCACAAGUCACAGGCCUCCAGUCAGAGAGGCAACCAUCUACUACCACUCUCUGGCUUCUCCCACAAAACUAAUGUCUAAACCAAUUUACUACCUCAUUUCAAUGCUGAGCAACUGACCUUUUUGACCAAAUUGGCGGGAGGAGAGAGAGCAGCGCACUGCGCGUGCGCAGCCCUCCGGUGAAAAAUGAUAUUGUAUCCAUUAAGUAGGGGCUGUGGACAAUUUUGAUUUGAUGGAGACGGACGUGAAAGCACAGAGGAACAUCUGGAAAAAUUUCUGAAACGCCAGUUCGCUGCUGUUGUUACUGCGCAGUCGGGAAUCUUUUGGAGGGAAGGCCUCAGAAUCCCUGGCUUUGCCUGCUGUUGGCGACCGAGAUGGAGGUCGAAUCGUUCAGAUAGAGAUGGCGCUCAGUACUUGGUGUCGGAGAGCUGAUCAGAGUUCUAAAUUUUCGGAUGACUCAGAGUCGGACCGUGGUCGGGUAUGGCAGGGAGAGUUUUUCUUCCUUCUUCCGUCUGCGUGAGAUUUGGGACAUUUGAGAGACUUUGAACUUUUACUGUGCUCAUGGACUUCUUCAUCAAGUUAUGGUAUUGUUGCACUGUUGUAACUAUAUGUUAUAAUUAUGUGGUUUUGUUAGUUUUUUUCAGUCUUGGUCUGUCCUGUGUUUUGUGAUAUCACACCGGAGGAAGUAGUGUAUCAUUUCUUAAUGCAUGCAUUACUAAAUGGCAAUAAAAGAGGACUGCGUGUCUUCAUAAUCUAAAUUCCCAUGCGGGACCUUGUCAGAUGCCAUACAAUAGUCCAUGCAGACAACAUCCACUGCCUUGCCUUCAUCAUCUUUCCUGGUAUAUUCUUCGAAGAACUCUAUACGAUUGGUUAGA